Molecule: messenger RNA, 2269 nt
Organism: Spirodela intermedia
Lineage: Eukaryota; Viridiplantae; Streptophyta; Magnoliopsida; Alismatales; Araceae
Source: the annotation of a GenBank genome assembly
AUGGCCUCGCUGCGAGGUCCCUUCUUCCUCUUCGCGCUGAUCAUGGCGACCUCGAUCGCGAACCCUUCAUGGGCUCCCCCGCGGGGCCUACUCGAUAGCCUUCCCCGGCAGCUGCUGGAGUCGGCGCGGAGCCCGGAGUUCUUCGAAUGGAUGAAGGGAGUGAGGAGGAGGAUCCACCAGCACCCGGAGCUGGCCUUUGAGGAGCACAUGACCGGCGAGCUCAUCAGGAGGGAGCUCGAAGGCCUCGGUAUCGACUACUCGUGGCCGGUGGCCAGGACCGGGGUCGUCGCCACCAUCGGGCCCGGCGACGGGCCGGAGUUCGCCCUCAGGGCUGACAUGGACGCUCUCCCUCUGGAGGUGAUGACUCCCCUCGCCUCUCCGUUUUGCUCCACUGGUUGUGGUCGAAUUCGACGGGGGUUUCUUCUGUAGUCCGUGCGACGAUCUUCGCCGGCGAGCUUCGAAUAGGGUCGAGCCCAGAGGUUCCAUUUGGGAAUUCUCGAGCAGCCGGUUGGGGGAAAUGCGAUUUAUGAUCUUUAAUUUGCCUGCUAUUUUAGGUCUCCGUCGUCGUCUCUCUUUGAUUGACCCCGUCGAGUCCUGUGUUCUUGCCUAUCCGGAGAGAUUACCCUGUUGUUGUAGUUCUUCUCCAAGAUCUUCAAGAAUAGAUUGCCAGAGAACGAGGAGCUAUGUUCUCGCCCAAUUCCUUCUUCUCAUUACACCGACAUUCCACCCCAUUGCACCUCUCUGAAUUCCAUCCUUCCGGUGGUUGAUAAAGGCCCGGCCAUUGUUAAGACGGCAAAGCCCAUGUUCUAUAGAUUUCUGGUGAAGCGUCUCACUUGUUUAUGCGAAUAGGUUUCAUAAGACGCGGGUCAUUGAGCUUCAUUCAUCACUACCCACCUAUUCCAUUGUGUAAAAUAAUCAGGAUGAUGUAGAUUUCCCCUUCGAAUCAUAACCUGUUGUGGGUUUACUUAUCAUUGCAUCGAUUCAUCAGCGAUCCACUGCUAUGAACUGAUUAAUCGAUAGCUCAAAUGUUCAGGAAAAGGUAGAUUGGGAGCACAAGAGCAGGCAUAGAGGCAAGAUGCAUGCAUGUGGUCAUGACGCGCACAUAACGAUGCUGCUGGGCGCUGCCAGAUUGCUUCAGGACCGAAAGGACGACCUCAAGGUAAAAAUUGGCCAUUCCAGAAAAAGCUUAGCUGAUGAAAAAACUCUCCAACUGUUAUUGUAGAUGGAUUAUUGAUUACUCCAAGAAAGGAAGAUUCUUAAUGAUUCGUUCCCAUUUCUGCCAAAGGGUACUGUGAAACUCAUCUUCCAGCCCGCGGAAGAGGGAUUUGCCGGCGCAUACCAUGUUCUAAAGGAAGGCACUUUGGAGAAGACGAGAGCCAUCUUUGGGUUGCAUGUUGAUCCUCGGCUUCCAUCGGGCUCCCUGUCCUCAAAAUCUGGGGUGCUUCUUGCCGCAUCCGCCCGAUUCAUGGCUGUGAUCAGAGGAAAAGGCCGCCUUCUUGGUCAUGAUCCGGUCUUGGCCGCCUCAUUUGCGGUUCUUGGGCUGCAGGCCAUAAUCUCUCGGGAAACUGAUCCGAUCCAAUCUAGUGUAAGCUUCUCCCCCCUGUUCUUGGCAGCUGCUUGGUUGGUCAACCCAUCCCGUCCUUCCAUUUUCGAUCGAAGCGUUGAAACACGCCAUCAACGGAUCUCCUGAUUUGUGGUCUCAGGUGGUCUCUGUUGUGUUCGUAAGAGCUGGGGAUGCCCUGGAUGCAAUCCCUGAGUCUGUAACUUUGGGGGGCACCUUCCGGAGUUUGACUAAUGAAGGGCUCGCCUUCCUCUCAAGAAGGAUUAAAGAGGUAAGAAGUCUGACCUAAUGCCCUUCCUCUGGUUUGACCCACCAAAGCUGAUGAGUCUCUCCCUCCUCCUUCAGGUUAUAGAGGCAUACUCCGCUGCUCACCGGUGCACUUCGGCAGUGAUGUUCAUGGAGGAGGAGAGGAUACCGUACCCACCCACGGUCAACGACCCAGCUAUGUACGAACUUGCCAGGCGGGUGGGGGAGGAACUGGUUGGGAGAAACAAGGUCCACGUGUCAAAGCCCAUGAUGGCGGCGGAAGACUUCGGCUUCUACUCUCAGAGGAUCCCGAGCACCUUAUUCUUGGUCGGCACGAGGAAUCAGACAGUGGGAGCCGUCCAUCAGCUCCACUCCCCCUACUUCUUCUUCGACGAUUGCGUGCUCCCCUUUGGGGCGGCCCUGCAUGCCGCAGUCGCCAUGGCUUACUUGGAUUCUUCGUAG